GUAGGAAUCUGACCAACAUCACUUGUUGCCUAGACUAUGUAAGCAAUGAAUGUUUAAUCCAACAAGAAACAGGAUGAUCUAGUUUAAGUUACACUUGUUCUAAAUUAUAUACAAAUACAAGGAAAGAGGAGAUACAAAACGCCUAAAGUCGUCAAAUAAGGAAUCCAUCAACAUGCGUCCUAAAAUAUCCUUACUGGUCAGAGCAUUUCCAUGCAUUUAUCAGUAAUUGGAAGGUAUCUGCAAGCUGUAGUUUCUUCAUAAACUCAUGCAUCAAAGUCAAUCCAGCAAUAACUUGGGAAAUACACCAUGCAAAGUCAACUUGACCAGCUUAUUUCACUAUAAAUCAAGCAGAUAACUCAGCAUAGCUAAUUCAUAAAGAGGUUAGAGAGAGAGAGAGAGAGAGAUGGAUUGGAACUGGAGAAAGGAACAUCUGGAUUUGGUUCUAGUCCCAAGUGGGUUACUCAUAAUGUUUGGCUAUCAUUUAUUUCUUCUGUACAGAUACCAACGAAUCCCCCACAAGACAACAAUUGGAUACGAGAACCAUUUCAAUGUAGCUUGGAUUGAGAGGAUUAUGCAGGUGGAAGCCAAAGACAGAGGGCAAGCUUUAUCAGUGAUCAGUAGCAACAUCACAGCUGCAACUUCUCUGUCCUCCAUCUCCCUUGUUCUUAGCUCUUUAAUUGGGACCUGGAUUGGAAGCUCUACCGAAAACAUCUUCACAAGCAAUCUCGUAUAUGGUAACACAAGCCCAUCAGUUGUUUCCAUCAAAUACAUCACUUUGCUCUCCUGCUUCCUGGUGGCCUUUGCUUGUUUCGUACAAACUGCUAGGCUGUUUGUCCAUGCAAAUUUCCUCAUAAGCAUGCCAAACUGUAAGAUUCCUUUGAGCUACAUUGAGAAGCCAGUGACAACAGCGAGUGCUUUUUGGUCAAUUGGCAUACGUGCUCUCUACUUUGCCAUUAUUUUGUUACUGUGGAUUUUUGGUCCUAUCCCCAUGUUUGUUUCCUCUGUUAUAAUGGUGGUAACGUUGCAUAUUCUAGACUCCAAUUCAACUGAGUUGCAUGAGUUUCAGCCAACACCAAGUGAUAACUCCUUCGAUAAGAUUGGUAAGGAAAUGACAGCAGUGACUAGGGGCUAUUGGACACCAUAGGAGACCACAUGGGAGUUGAAGCCAUUACAAUCUCAGGUUGGCCAAAAGAGGACUACUCAAGUAUAACACAGAAGAUUUUCAAAAUACAAAUUAUAUCUAGUUUCAUAACCAUAAACUUGUUCAUGGCAAGGAAGAACUAAAUAAAGUUCAUCCUUUUCAAUUUUUUCCUUUCUAUUGAUGUAUGUAGCUCCUACAAAACUGCAAAAUGUCAAUGAAUUUCACAGCUUUGUUUAAAUAUAUUCAGAAAUGUGGUAUAAUUAGCAAUUCUUGUAUUUUUAAAAAGGGCGUCCCUAGUGCACGAGGCUUCAAAUAUAAAUAAAAAAAAAGGAGCAGGCCCCCAUGGCUAAAUAGGAUGCAAGUCCUCUUUCUGCAAGAGGUACUUCACUCACAGUUCCAUAGGGGCGUCC
This is a messenger RNA of Diospyros lotus (date-plum), 1551 nucleotides long. RefSeq lists its product as uncharacterized. The transcript has 2 exons. NCBI's taxonomy places the organism in Eukaryota, Viridiplantae, Streptophyta, Magnoliopsida, Ericales, Ebenaceae. Bases 404 to 1144 code for a protein of 246 amino acids. The record is from RefSeq and is a predicted model, not a curated record.